UAACCAUGUGAGUACAGCUUGCCCGCGAGGCACAUUCAGAGACCGAAAAAUCGAAGGAAGGAAAUCGGCAUCCGCUCGGCAAUAAUAUCCCAUGACCCAUAACAAAAGCAAUGGUAGUAAUUAUUUGUUUGGUCCUCCUGUCCAUCUGCUCCGAGUUGAGGCUCUUUGCCUGGGCUCAGCAGCCGCCCAAACUGACUCCGCUAACGCUUCCUAAAGACCUCGUAGUCGGCACCGAAGUCCGACUGACCUGCACUGUAGCUGUAGGCGACACUCCUUUAGAAAUCUUGUGGUUCCGUAAUGACAAGCGAGUCGUGUUUUCCGCAACCCUUUCUGAGCAGACGGGGACGUAUUCGUCUACGCUGACUUUCAAACCGUUAAACGAGGAACACGCCGGAAGAUAUACAUGCGUGGCGAGCAAUGCAGCGGGCAAGGACAAUGCGUCGGUGGAUGUUGUCGUGAAUGUUGCGCCCGAGUGGGUAGACAAACCGGCAGAUCUGAAGAUACCCGAGGGCGGCGUUGCGCUAAUUCACUGCCAAGCGAAAGGAUCGCCCGUGCCACGAGUGAGCUGGUCGCACGACAAUGGUGACAGAGUUUUCACGCUGGGAACCAUUCCAGGAGGUGGUUACGACAAAUACAGGGUGUAUAGUAAUGGCACCCUCAUCGUGCGGGAUGUACAGAAAUCCGACUCUGGCAUGUACACCUGCGAUGUCAGUAACGGUAUAGGGAUAGGAUUGAAGAAGGCUGUGGCAGUCACUGUGUAUACAGUGGCACGGGCACAAGUAUUGACGCAGCACAUCAGUGCAGAAUCUGGCCAUACAGUGAACCUUACUUGCAUAGCGACCGGCGAUCACCCCGUCACAGUUGUCUGGAUGAAAGGAGACAAAACGAUAACCUCAAACGGUCAGCUUUAUGAUCGGGUCCUUGUGUCGAGUGAUGUGCAAAAAGAGAGACUGGUGUCGUCUCUGGUCAUGAAACACGUCGCAGUUGGAGACGCAGGCCACUAUGUUUGUGUGGUUCAUAAUGAAUAUGGGGAGGAUCGGAAAUCAAUUCGUCUUAAUGUUCUGCAGCCACCGUCGAAUCCUACAGAUGUGGAAGUGUCGGAUGUGUGGAGUCGUAGUGCCAGGAUCCGUUGGAAGAGUCCUCUUGGGUCUCCAGUCUUGUCGUACCAAGUGCGCUUUUGGUCGCACAGAGAUGACAAAGCAGUGAACCAAAGCAUCCAGGGUGGUGUCACUACAGCUCUCAUCCGAGAUCUUCACCCUGCCACCGAGUAUAGACUAACCAUCGUUGCAAUCAACUCGGCCGGUUCCAGUGAGCCCUCUCCCACAGUUCGUUUCGCAACGACGCAGGAGGAGCCCCACAGUCCCCCCGUGAAUGUCCGCAUUGAAAAGUCGGGCGCCACGUUUGUGCUCGUUACUUGGAGCCCUCCUCCAGAGAGCGAUUGGAAUGGAGAGCUUCUUGGCUAUUACGUCGGCUACACUAGUGCAUCAGAUUCUUCCAAGAAACAUUUUUACUCCUUCCACACUGUGGCGGCUAACUCCCGUAGCUUUACGUUACGAGGCCUCGCAAAGGACACGUCGUAUGCAAUAGUGGUGAAAGCGUUCAAUAUAGUGGGGAGCAGUCCUCCAUCGGCACCCCUGACAGUGACGACUUUGGAUGGGGACUUUCCCCCUGCGCCCCUGCUGAGCGUGUCAGCGGUAGAUGCAGGUUCUCUCCGACUCAGUUGGAUGUUCAGUGCACCAGUAACUCAGCGUGUUACGGGCUACACUCUUCACUACCGUCAGCUAGACGACUCCUGGAAGGAGGUGUUUGUGGCUUCGGCGAAGCAAACCUCCUACCUGCUCUCUGGCCUGGAUCCUUCACAGCCAUGCCAGGUCUACCUUGUGGCCCACAGCCGUUUGGGCAGCAGCGAGCCAAGCGACAUCCUCAACAUCCCGCUCUCGGGACCACAAGCUCCGACCUCCAGCCCUCCUGAUGAUUCGCGGGCCUCCUCCAACUCGGAGUUGCGAGCAAUCCUGUACACGGUGGUGCCGAUAGUCACGGCCACUGCCUUGGUUGUGGUCUUGGUGGUGGCGAUCUGCUUCUGCCUCUAUGUCCGUAAGACUCGUCUUCCACCGCCUCCUGUGUACGCUGACUUUCCGAGAGAUGCAGACUUUACGUUUGCGAGUCACGAAGUUGCACUGCAUGACAAGGGACUGGCUACCCCUUGUUCAACCAUGCCGAGGUCCACAGACAAUGAGGGAAUCUACGAGUCGAUUGUAGACAUGCGGACUUUGUCCCUCAGGCGCAAGCAGGCCAGCCAGAACUCUCUAAAAAAGGGUUCCAUGGACUUGGUUGAUGUGUGUGUCGUGUGAUGAGUGUCGGCCUUGAUCUAAUGUCUGAGUACAAGAUGAUUGCUGGCAAAAUUUGACUGUUGCACUUGAGAUGGAGACUUUGUGAAGGAUUUGUAUUCUUAUUCAGCAAGAGGGAGCAUUUUUUACACCAGUUUAUCGAGCUCAUAAUUGUAGCAUCACAAAGGCACUGGAUACGGAGCGUUAACCUGUUCAGACUUUUGUCGAACAGAUGUUACCGACCGAGAUUGCAGCAGGUAGAGAACACUCUGGGCCAAGUUCAUGCUGUCUAGCAACAGUUUCUUGCAGUUUUCCUUAACAAUUGAGAAGUUCAGUCCAGUGGCCAAGACCUGUUCGAAUCAUGCUCGUUCUUAGGUUCUCAGAUGAUGUAAAUGUCUCAUUAGCUUCUGAAUGCAUCUCUAAUAGUCCAGACCAGUGCCUGCUCUAAGCAAUUUUGUAGCUUCACUACAUGAAAGCUUUUUUUUUAUUAUUAUUAUUAUUAUUAUGAUUAUUAUGAUCAUGUUUGAAGGAGAUUUUUUUUUACCUGUCUACUUCGAUUUUAAUGGAGUGCUGUGAUCCUGUCUUGCACAUUGCUCAGAACACAGCUGUUAAUACAUUCUUUUAAAUGUCAAACCUUUUUAGACACUAGAUUUGCUUACUCUGCUUGUGAAUUCAAGAUUUACACUAGUACACUUUGUGCAAGUCUGUUGUAAAACUGCCAGAUUUUACACAUUGGUGUGAAUAAGGAACAAGGUCUUUUCAUAAAAACUUGUAGAACACUGUUGUGCUUACCCAGAGGCAUUAUAGAAUCUCGCUUGUUUGUGUGUCAAGUUGUAGACACUAAAAUAUGCUUCACUGAUGUAGCUGUUGCACAUUUGGAUGUGUUCAUUAAGGAAGAACAAACAGGACGACCAUCUUCAGACAGCUUUUACUUCGACAGCAUAGCACUCGUGUUUAAUUGGGACAUUUCCGUGAUUAUUUUGUAUUAAUGACCCCUAAACUUCAACACAGAGAAACUGAAAAACUUGUGCCUCAUCAUUCUGAAAUUCUGGCUAUGGUCUGAAGAUAAGUUAGUCAGAUUUGUAAUGUCCUGCUGCAUCAGUUGCUCUUGGCAUUUUUGCUUGAGGAGGAUGUUAACUGUAUAGUAAUUGUGUGCUUUCCUUCAGUGCAGAAAGGGUUCUAAAAUUAUCCUUUUGGCAUUUCAAAGUUGAUAUUUGAAAUUUUCUAAACCUGCUGUCUCCACUGAAUAUAAGCAAUGAGGAUCAUACUGCACAGAGGAACAAAUAUUUUUUAAAGGCCAGGCAUUUAAAGGGGUUAGGACUCGAAAAAUCAAACAGGUGGAUUUUUAAAAUGGAAUGCUCGUAGGCUACUUAGUAUAUACACCAAGGUUCAUGAUUAUUAGAGCUAUAGUAAUUGCAAUAUUCAGUUUACUAAUGUAGAUAAUUUUCACCUGGUAACCAAGCGACACUGCCCAAUUUAGUCACCAUGGUGCCCAUAAACCGCGUAACCAUGAUGCUUAGUUGAACGCUCUCUCACUUUAGGCGUCCCCAAGCUCGCCACGGUACGAUCACACCCUCGCUCUACACUCGCUCUCGCCCCCUUGCCCUUUGACCUUCCAUCCUGCAUGCACAUGUGAGAUCGUCGUGGAUGACGGCGAGGUCAUCUGUGGCAAUCUUAUCGUCCUCACUGAAGCUGGUCGCCAGCAGGUCAAAGUCAAGAUGACCAACUUCCAACAUCCCCUGAUAACAAUCGCCCUCAUCGCUGCUGCGAUCAGUGUUGAAGACUGACGAAGCGAGCGAUGCUGUAGACGUUAUUGUAUCGAAAGGCAAAAGGUAAACGAGGAAGAUGAAGCGUGUGACGCCGAGAUAUCCAAGUCUGCAAUUGCAUGCAAUUGGACGCCGCAUUUUGGGCGAGUGACGUCGCCGACCCACCAAACAUGGCGGCCUUUCCGAAUGGGGUGGGCCCGAGGGUCCCGUGAACAAAUCAAUUUAUCCAUGAAACUGUCGCGCCAUUUAUGAAAUAAAUUUAGCAAAAUAUAUAGAAACAUACAAUGGAUCCUAGCAGUAUAGUUAUCUCAUUCUUUUAUUUUUGGCAUGUCCUGACCCCUUUAAAUCUGGAUGACCGGUGUGCAGAUUUAUGUUUUUUGUAUUGUCUUCCAUAGAUUCUUUAAAUGAUUGUAGUUAUAUGAAAAGCAGUAGAGUGUCUCUUUAUGAACUUACAAACAUAAAAGAUGCAGACCACUGUAUGAUGUGGCUCAAACAUGGUCUGUGUUGUAGCAAAGCUGGAUUGUGACUGGUGAAGGAGAUACCUGCUAUUUUGAGAGCUAUACAUAUUUCAUGUAUAUGGCUUGCUAAACAUUACCACUUUUCACUCAAAACCAAGUGUGCCAGAGCAUUAAGGGAUCACUGUCCUUGUGUGUACCUGUGAUGUUCAGUGUUGUGGAAUAUAAUGUAUGUAUACAUUGAUCCAAAAUGCCCAAUUCCCAUGGCUUUGGAAGACUAAAUGUUUGUGUAACUUUAUAGUCCCUAAGGAAUCCAGGUACCAGCUAUGCUAUGCAAAUUUAAUUUUUCAAUGCUGUGUUGCUCAUAAUCUGGUGUCUUCUGACAAGGUAUGUAGCAAUUAACAUACCGCAAAAUUGGCACCUAAAUUUUAUGCCUGCCUCGGUGAUAGUAAUGGUGUUUCUGAGUGCCCAAUUCCAGAUGAUGACAGUCCUUUUCAAUUUUCAGUUAAAAAUGUAAUGCAUGCAUUGGAGAUUUUACUGUAGUUUGUGAAAUUAUAUACUUUUAGGGUUGAAUGAAGCAACCUCUAUAUGGAGAACCAUUGCAGGGAUGUGAUGAUGUUUAUGAUAACAUUUUCUAGUGGCUUAUACAAAUGUUCUGUUCUUAGUACUUGCUUAUAUUUUUAUGUUUUUACAAGCAGUGUUUUCACUGCUAUGCUUUGCUUCAGAGUAUUUCACCAUGAUAUUACUUUUCGUUUGGAUGCAAAUGAAUGAACUUUGUACCAUGGUUCUGUGGGAAGAUAAACUGAUGGUCUCUUGCCAGGUCUUUGGUAAUGACAUUUCUCAUCAUUACCUUUUUGUUGCACCUUGAGUUCUAGUCGCCAUUAAUAGAUUUUUGCAAUUGCGUUGUUAGAACCUUUCUGUUGUUAUUGGUGGAGUUGAAGGCCCAGAAAUUUGCCGAGUAAGAACCCAUAGUCUUUGUUGAGUGGGUGAACUUGGUUUUUCUUUGCAUUGAUUCCUACAAAGCAUUUGAUACAAAGUGCCUCGAGUAGUUUUUAAAAUAUUUCAUAUUCCGCUAUCUAAGAAGAGUUGGAGGGAAAAAUGUUCGCAAACCCUCUGAUCUGGUGUUAAUAUAGUGUGUGUUUUAAUCAUGCAUUUACAUUCUUUGAUCUUUCCACCCAUUGGUUGCAAUCCGACCGUUCACCAUUUCUCUGCAUAUUUCACUUCCAUGUCAUGGCCCGUUUUGGUUCUCCUGAGUCGUAUAACUGCUUGAUUAGCAACUCAAGUAAUUCUAUUGUUUGCUAGGUUCUGCCCCAUUUGACCCCUUCUGAGGUCACGUUGUAUGAAUGAAGCACAUUGCUAUUUUAAUAUUUAAUUAUCUCAAUUUGUUGGCAUUACAGUAGUCAUCUCUAGAAAGCUGCCAGUGUUGAAUAUGUGUGGUUUGUCUGUGGUAUACUGUAGUACAUGUGUUGGUAUAUUGUCCAACAUCUUGGCCUGAAUGCUCAUUUGUGGGACCGAACCUUCAAGACUAUUAAGAGCUGGAUUGUGUGUGUGAUAUUCGACCCUUCAAUGCCGAGUCACGUGUGAAAAAUCCUUGGAAGCACUGAUAUUCUCUCGCAUUGCAUUUUUGUGUUCUUUGUACACGAUACCCUCAGGAUGCUGGGUUAUUUAGCCACUGAAGAAUUGUUCUGCUUACAUAUGUGCACGGAAUAUAUUAAGAGUGGUUCACAGUUGUAUAAUUUUAUGUCCAGAAGUAAAAAUAUGCAUUUCGACUUC
Ixodes scapularis (black-legged tick) is the source of this 6321-nucleotide messenger RNA. Its product is annotated as Down syndrome cell adhesion molecule-like protein 1 homolog. The record is from RefSeq and is a predicted model, not a curated record. Lineage: Eukaryota; Metazoa; Arthropoda; Arachnida; Ixodida; Ixodidae. Gene Ontology annotation, biological process: cell-cell adhesion; axon guidance. The transcript has a single exon. The coding region runs from base 111 to 2351 and encodes 746 amino acids. Gene Ontology annotation, molecular function: protein binding. Gene Ontology annotation, cellular component: axon; plasma membrane.